Molecule: messenger RNA, 1632 nt
Organism: Rotaria socialis
Lineage: Eukaryota; Metazoa; Rotifera; Eurotatoria; Philodinida; Philodinidae
Source: the annotation of a GenBank genome assembly
AUGUCAACCAACAAUCUGCAAUGGAAUUUAAAGUCUAAAUGGUCAAACUUUUUAGCAACAAGAAAUCGUUUAAUAAUUUUCGUAAUAUUAUGUGUCAUAUUAAGUAGUCUGACAAUAACAACCAUAACGUUUGCUGUUUUGUGGAAGCGUUCAAAAUCUCGUUCUAAUUAUUUAUACGCAGCUAAUAAAGGCACGAUAGGUUUUCCUAUUCGUUUACCUAAUGAUGGAAAAUAUAUUCAAUGGACAUUUUUACAAUUAAACGAUGUUUAUGAAAUGCUUCCUUUAGAUGAAGGACGAAAAGGUGGUCUAGCUCGUGUUGCUCGUGUUCGACAAUUAUUAUUAGAAGAAAAUUCUCAAACAUAUACAAUUUUUUCAGGUGAUUUUCUUUCACCAUCAGCUUUAAGUCAAUCGAAAAUAAAUGGAACAACAUUAAAUGGACGGCAAAUGAUUGCAACAAUGAAUGCAUUAGGAACAGAUUUUGUUACAUUUGGUAAUCAUGAAUUUGAUUUAAGUGAAACUGAAUUAAUUAGAAGAAUCAAUGAAUCAAAAUUUACUUGGAUUAGUUCAAAUGUAUUUAAAAGUGGAACUGAUCAACCAUUUUCAUCAAGUAUUCGAUAUAAAAUUUUAUCAAUUGACGAGAUUCGUAUUCUUCUAAUUGGUUUAACAAUCGACAUAGAUAAACCAUACGUUCAUAUAAUUAAUCAAACAUCGCUUAUUUCAUUUGUUCAACAAUUUCUUAAAUCAAUUUCAUCUGUACAAUAUGAUGUUUUAGUUGCAUUAACUCAUUUAGAUUUAGCAGUAGAUAUUCAACUUGCAGAAAAUAUACCAAAAAUUAAUUUAAUAUUAGGUGGACAUGAACAUGAAGAUUAUUUUUUAUUACGAGGUGCUCAAUAUAUUCCAAUAACUAAAGCUGAUGCAAACGCAUUUACUGUUUAUAUUCAUCGAUGUGCUUUCAAUGUAAAUACUAAACAAUUUCGUGUUUAUCGAACAUUAGCACGAAUCACUUCGGAAUUAGAAAAUGAAAAAAAAACAGAUGAUGUUGCCAAUUAUUGGUACAAUUUAGGUAUAAAAGGUUUUGAACAAAUGGGAUUUCAACCGAAUAAAAUAGUAUCUUGUUUACCAUCAACUAUUCAAUUAGAUGGUCGUUCAACAUCAGUAAGAAAUUUUCGAACGUUAUUAACAGAUGAUGCUUGUGAAAGUAUUUUAAAUGAAACAUCUAUAAAUGGAACAAUAAUUGGAAUUUUUAAUACAGGAGCAAUACGUAUUGACGAUAUUCUGCGAGGCAAAAUUACACAAUAUGAUGUUUUACGAGUAUUUCCUUUUCAAGAUAAUUUUUUGUCUCUAUCCGUUCCUGGAUCAUAUCUUGCUAAUGUAUUAAGUCAUGGCAUGUCAAUGAAAGGUAGUGGAGCAUUUCUUGCAUUUUGUGGAAUUCAAACUCCAGACCAAGGGCAAACAUGGCUAUUAAAUGGAAUCGAUAUUUCAAAGUCCGGUGGUAAUUAUUCUGUUGGUACAAUAACUUAUAUCAAAGAUACUGAGUUUCUUGAUCCAUCCGUAACUGUUUGGCAUGAAUUCAAUGUAACACAAACGCAAGGUUUAAUCAAUUAUCUACAAAACAAAUAUCCAUCCUGUUGA